Molecule: messenger RNA, 441 nt
Organism: Besnoitia besnoiti
Lineage: Eukaryota; Apicomplexa; Conoidasida; Eucoccidiorida; Sarcocystidae
Exons: 4
Coding region: 1-441 (146 amino acids)
Source: RefSeq, a predicted model, not a curated record
AUGAAACUACAACUGUACGCAGCAGCAGGGUUAGUCGCCUGCGUCGCGCCGUCAGGCCCACUCUUGGGGGUCGAGGCUCUCCGCCAGGAGGCCCACGAAACCUCUACACUUGAGACGUCCGGGGGUGCUUCAGUGAUGAGUCAAGUUGGAGCAGGGUCGCAGCUAAGAGCUAAAGUCGUUGCACAAAUACAGAGUUCCUUUGAUGCGCAACAAGAAUAUGAUAUCCCGAGCAACAUGCUGUGGCGCAUACUUGACGAUGUUGGAGGACUGAGCAAGGAAGAGGUCGCUAUACUUUUGGAGAGAACAGGUAUUCCCUUCAUCACGAAUAACGAGGCAAUCUAUGAGAGGUGGCUCGUGUCACUGAAGACGUUUGCUGAAAAUGAGGAAGCGAAAGGGCACAUCGAAGGUAAAUACAAAGAUGGUGGCGUCCACCGCAUGUAG